Bombina bombina (fire-bellied toad) is the source of this 8002-nucleotide messenger RNA. It is a transcript of the gene KLF7, whose product is annotated as KLF transcription factor 7. The transcript has 4 exons. Gene Ontology annotation, biological process: regulation of transcription by RNA polymerase II. Gene Ontology annotation, molecular function: RNA polymerase II cis-regulatory region sequence-specific DNA binding; DNA-binding transcription factor activity, RNA polymerase II-specific. The record is from RefSeq and is a predicted model, not a curated record. Bases 380 to 1270 code for a protein of 296 amino acids. Lineage: Eukaryota; Metazoa; Chordata; Amphibia; Anura; Bombinatoridae.
AUCCAGAAGCAGGCAGCUCUGGUACUGAAAUAGAUGGCAAUUUCAUGUCACUGAGUUUGCAUCUUUCUUCCUGGUACAAGCAUUGGAUUGACCACAGUCUUGCAAAGGGUUUUUGUACAUCUAUGAAGUGCAUUGGAUGUUGACUUCUGAAUUUUUGCAAUUAUUUUUAGCAUACUUUCUAAAAUAUAUUUUUUUCCAAAUGCUUGGGUUUCAUUGAUUAAUCACUUGCUUUUCUGCUGCCUGUGUUUUUUCAUUGACUAUAAUUAACCUCCAUAAUUAAACAAUAUAUAUAAAUAUUAAUUGCUAAAAAGGAGACUGGAUCUAUCUUUGUUGUAAGAGGACAGCAAUCAAGGAAUAUUUUUUUUCUUGCAUUGCAAUCAUGGAUGUUUUGGCUAGUUAUAGUAUAUUCCAGGAGCUUCAGAUUGUACAUGACACGGGCUACUUCUCAGCAAUGCCAUCUCUGGAGGAAAAUUGGCAGCAGACAUGUCUGGAGUUGGAAAGGUACUUGCAGACGGAGCCUAAAAAGAUGUCUGAGGCUUUUGGCGAGGAUUUGGACUGUUUUCUGAACACAUCCAUUGCUCAAGGCACAGAUGGCAGUGCUCGCAAAUUGGAUCCUAUUGUAAUUCCUGUGGACAUCAGCACAUAUGAAAAACGUCCUAGCAUGGACCUACUGCUUUCUCAAGACAAGCUUCUAUCAGAGACCUGUGUCAGUCUACAGUCUGCCAGCAGUUCUGGAGAGUGCUUCACAUCUGUAAACCAGGCGCAACUCAAUGCAGUGACUUCGCUAACGCCACCUUCUUCCCCAGAACUCAGCAGGCACCUAGUGAAAACACCGCAAUCCCUCUCUGCUCUGGAUGGCACUGUAACAUUAAAACUGGUGGCCAAAAAGGCUUCUGUUAGCUCAGGAAAGACAGCAGAGUCUGCAUCAAGUGCGAUUGCAUCCAAGUGCAGUCUGAGCGACAGUGAGCAGACAGGGUCCUUGGGGGAGGCUUCUCCUGAAAACAAGAAACGAGUACACCGUUGCCAAUUUAAUGGUUGCAGGAAAGUGUACACGAAGAGCUCACAUUUGAAAGCCCAUCAAAGGACACAUACAGGUGAGAAGCCAUACAAGUGCUCCUGGGAAGGGUGUGAGUGGCGCUUUGCUCGCAGUGAUGAACUUACGAGGCACUAUAGAAAGCACACUGGGGCGAAACCAUUCAAAUGCAACCACUGUGACAGGUGUUUUUCUAGGUCUGACCACCUUGCUCUACACAUGAAGCGACAUAUCUGAGGACUUUGAAGAGAAAAAUGAUUGUUUAGUAUUGGGAAUACCAUUGAGUAAAAGUGGACAUUCUUGGUUAUGCCCAUAAUGUUGCAGCAGGAGAAAUAGAACAUUGCCACAUGUAAAAACUGUACACAAUUUCCAUAUUGAUUAUUCACAUGCCGUCACUUGCUCACUUAUAGAAGAGGAUACUGUCUGUUAUGCCCUGCUCACCAGUCUAAUUGAGAGAAGACUGGAAGAAUUUAGAAUGGAUGAAAUCUUGGACAGAUGUGUCCAAUUUGUCUCUGUUAGUAUGGAAAAUAAAAGUAAGACUUCCUGCAAGUGGACAGAAGUGAUAGUGGGCUCUGAAGAACUCACUUUAUUGCAACUCAGAAGAUCUAAAAUCUCACCUUCCAGUUGCAUCUUUGUAGCACUAAACCUUUAAAAUACAUUUUAAAAAAAAAGUUGGAUUUUUGAACUAGAAAACCAAAUCCCAUGAGUCUUUUGGCUUAUGUUUCAGUUGGAACACUCCUAAUCUAGAAAACUCCUAAUUCAAAUAAGAUCCUCAUACGGUUUGGGUCCCCUUUGGUUUUGCCUCUUUAUUGGAGUUUCACAACCCUUUUAACUCAAUGCCAUAGGCCUUACUGGCACUAAAAUAGGUGGAGUCACAAAAAAGUAAACAAUUUCUGCAAUUGUUUGGUCAAUAUUUCACUAGGACUAAUGGAUGGAGGGACAUAAAUAGAAAACUUCCCACACUUAUUUAUUUUUUACUUCUGUUGACUGUAGCACAUGGUAUGCACUAGGGACUUCUAUAAGCCGCUAUCACUGACUGAAAUGGGACCUUGUUUAUUGAAACUGGAGUAUCCCCGCCACCGGUGUGUGCGCUUCCAAAGGCUGAAGACCUCAUCAUUUUUCACAAUGAUCUAUUUUAGUUCUAGUUUAUUGAAAGGCUGAUUGGGAAGCCUUGUACGAUUAUAUCCUCUUCAUGGACAAAUAACUGGUUUAACUCCAUCUAGACUAUUUUUGAUUGGAUUGGACCAGCAACUUAGGCUUGACUCCUAACUAAUGGCUGUAAGCCUUCUUCAACUGAACUUUCCAAAUGUUCUUGUUCAUUGACUUUUAAACCUAACAAUAUAACUAGUUAGAAAUGUAAUGUUAUUUCCAGAGCAGCUGCAUUUUUUACUAAAUCUUUUGUUUAAGUGUCUAACAACGACAAAAAAAAACAACCAAAUAUGUACAUCCAUACAACAUUGGAUAUUGAAGAACACCUUAAACUAAAUUGACUUUGUAAGACUCUACCUUUGGUGGUUUAAAAGCAGAUACUUUGUUUACCAAGGUCAAUAUAGAAUUAGAAUUCUCUUAACAAUAAGAAUAUUAAGUAAACAAAGCUUUACCAUCUAUAUAGUUCAUUGGUGUUAGUUUUCCACAGGGUUGCAGUUGAUAUUACAAGCAGUAUGUCCAUUUUGACCUCAUAUUGGUAAUAUCAGGGAUUAAAGAAGAACAUCAAUUUGCCCACGUGAAAUCCUUUACAUUCUAGAUUUCAGAAUCAAUCAGGAUUAAAAAUAUCAAUGUACAUACAAUUUGCAUCCGCUAUUAAUUAAUUUUCACUUCAAAGGCUUCCUAGCCAACCAUAUCAAGCGGUCAAUUCAAGUAGGUGUGGUGGGGGACAGGUUGUAUAUUUUGUAUAUUCUGGGACCACCCCUAAGCCGCCAGUAAAAUUGCACAUUUGGUCCCAUGGUGUCUAGAUGAAAGCAGCUCUCUUACCCCAGCCAGCUGGCCUCUUUUAUCUUGUUUUGACUCCUUGACUGUUAAAACAAAAAAAAAAUUAAAAAAUUAAAAAAAAAAAAGAUAAAAAUAAUAAAAAGAAAAAACUGUACUAAAAAAAAUCACAAAAACACAAAACACCUUUAAAUAUUUGGGACUUAAAACAGAAUGAAGAGAUCAAUGAAUGAAUAGCCUUGGCACUUGUGGCAUGAGCCUUUAGCUGCUGGAUUAGCCUAUUACCUUUAUUAUAAGGCCUAUCUGUCUGCUAAACCGUUUUAAACUUCCCUUUCUAUUUGAGAUGUGGAACAUGCAUAUUGAAGGCUAAUAUUCUUUUCUUGCAGAAUAUUUUGACCUCUCAUUUCAUUGUUGAUAAAGAUUUGACAUUUUAUAGACUCUGAGACCAAAACCUAACCAUAUUUUAGGUGAUGUAAAACAUCUUAUUAACAAUGGAGGAAAGAAAAUGUUUGAUUCCAAAGAUUUAAAAGCAAAACAUACUUAUAUAUACCUGAAGCACUGCUUGUCGACAAUCCUUGUAGUCCUCUGCUUCUGCAUAUCAAUAUAUAUAAAAAUAUAUAUAUAUAUUUUUCCUAAUUUGUAUGGCCAUUCUGAUGGAUUUUUUAUUAUGGUGAUAAAUGCCAAGGGACAUUCAUACACCAGGAUUCAUAAAACCUUUAUAAUAAAAGGUUUUUGGUUAUAUAUUUUCAAUUAAAUAAAAUUAGCAAUUUAGAAAUGAAAUAAUUAUUUCACACCCCAGUCCCCUCAAAGCUCAGAACUAUAGAAGAUAUGCACAGGGUUUUUUUUUUGUUUGUUUGUUUUAAAUAUCUUUACAAUUUGCCAAAAAGAAGAUACAAAGAAUCAAGUAACUACUACUAAUUUCACAAAUAGUUUGAAUUUAAUCAAGUUUUCUUUGUGCCCAUUGCAGAGUCAAUCACAAGUUUUACCUGUGUUAUGAUAAUAGGUAGUUUCAGUUAUUACAGCCUUUUAUUAGCCACAAUGAAACAUUUCUUGUCAUAACUUAGAAAUUAUUUUACUGCUGUUGCACAGUGCAAGAUGGAAAAACAGGACAACCUAAAAUAAUCCCGCAAGUUCAGGAGAAAUUAAUUUAUUUUAGCAUUUUUAUAAUGAUUCAGUUUCUUACAAGUCAUAAGUGCUGCCUUGGUAUAUAAAAAUCACAAUAUAUAAGAUUAGUGCAUGCCAUAGUACAGGAGGUAGUCAACUCCAGCCAUCAGUAACUGAAUUACAGAUUUUAAAGCUCAGUCUAGUUGAACGUGUUAACUAAAUGAUGUCAAUAUGAUGAAUACAUUUGUAGCGAAGCCUGAUAGCCUAAUCUCUUGAUAUGCUUUAGCGACAUGAGUUGGCCACUCCUAUUGUAGUACAGGGAAUAAUUCAAGUAUUUAACCUGAGUUUUAUGUUUUGAAGCCAAAUGUACUUCUAUUCAAAAUGUUAUUUAUAAGUAUACACCAUUUGCCCUAGAAAUCUCUUUCCAGACUAAGAUGACCACAUUUACCUAGAGAUUAAAUAAUAUAGUCUAUCCUCUAUGAACAAGAAAUACAGUACAUGAUAUACAACAGUUGAUAAGAUUUUGUCUUCACUUUUACUAGAUUAAUAUUAUAUAGUAUUCAUUUCCAGUUUACUGAAUUCUAACUGUUUACCUCCAAAACUUUUCUAUGUCUAGUCUUAAACUAUACAGGGUAGUUUUCUCAACUUUUCUUGGCUCUCGAAACAUGCCAUUUUAAAGCAAUUUGAAUUGUUUUAUUGCAAGUUUAAAUGCUUCUGAAAAGAGGAAUUGCUUCAAAAUGAGUUUCACAAAACCUUACUUUUUAAUAUGAUGUGCUCCCUGAGCUGUUUCAUGCACUUUGUAAGAAUCUGCUUCUCUUAAUGUGAAAUUAUACCCAUGAGAAUAUGUACUAUGGAGUGAACAAAAUCUGAUUUUCAUUUCCAUUUUCUGCCUUUUUUUUUUUUAAGUAAUGUUUAUAUGUUAUAUUUUUAAGAAGUCCUUUCUUAGUGAAUACAAAAACAAACACUAAUGGCAUAUACCUUCAUUUAACAUUAGUAAAAAAGUGAUGCUUUUAAUAUAUUUUGAAAAAUAUUUUGAAUCAUUGACACAUCAUAUUAUUCUAAGUGAGUUUAGAGUCUUAAAUAGUAAGCUUUUAUACCUUGAAACUCUCAGGUAAAGUGCUAGUAAUUUAGUGAGGCAUUAAUUUAUCUCUUCGGUAGUGUGUCUUGGAGCCUUACUCUGACCAAUGAUAGUAACAUAACCCCAGCUGUUUGCACUUCACAAACAGGAGUGUAUUUUAUUUCCAAAACCUGUAUAUCUGCUCUUAUCUUUGUGACCGCAGUUACAAUUUCAGUAUUAUGCCGAAGGCAGUUCUGUGGAAUUAAAGAGUGCUUGCUCAUUUUGGCUUUUAUAUAAAAAUGUAUUUGCCAAAAAUAAGUUAAAGACGACACUUAAAUAAAACCCAUAUUUGCUAGUAUCAUUUAAAUAUUCUCCAUUCAUUCAUGUACCCUUUAGUUUAAGUUUUAGUUAGCUGGAAAAAAAAGUGGUAAACAUUGUAGUCUGGUAAGUUUUCCAGUUAAUACUGAAGUAGACCUUCCUUUCUUAACAGUUGGUAACAUAUUUCCUUGUAGUACAUAAUACAUAUUGUGACUGCCUAUGGAUGUGCAACAAGGAUCAAAUUACAUACUGUAAAACAUACGUAAACCUUAUGCAUAUCUUCUAUUCAUAGUCUGACAGAAUAUAGGGGUGGCUUUAUUGCAUCAUCUUAUGCUCCCAAUAAAAUAUUGUACUUUAAUGGCCAACCAUUGUGCUGAGGAGCUAAUGGGAUUAUACAAUAACAAUCCAAGUAGUUUUUUCAUCUUCUUACUAGUUUCUCCCAUUUCCCUUUCCCAUUGGUUCUCUCCUCACAAAUUUUGUAAAGGGAAGGCUGUCGAUGUAUUAAGGAUUCACUCAUUGCUUGCUGGGGUCUCUAGACCCCUUUCCCUCCCUAUUCCAAGUGUAAUCUUGAAAAUGAUCACUUUAAGAUCAAGCCUAGUGUAGUAUUCAAUAAAUGUUGCACUUUUUCAAUCUUGUAUUGAGAACAGGGGUUGAGAAGAUGGAGACCCUCUGCUUCCCGCCGUUGAAUGAAAGAGAAGAGUGAGUGUGUUCUUUGGUAAUUCCCUUAUUGGUAAUUCUUGGUAAGCAGAUAUUUAAUGAGUAGGGGGUAAUUCUGCUGCCUUAUUUUCAGCCCCAUGAGUGGAGUUAUCUAGUUAGAAAUUUAGAAGCCUGAAGCUAUUUUCUUUUCCAAUAUCCUGUACAAUACCAGGAUGAACAGCAACGUUGUCUGGUAUUGUGAUGGUUGAACCAAUUUUAAACACUCCUUUUCAGGCCUAUUUUUGUGUGUGCAAAAAGUUUUAAAAAAAAAAUAAAAUAUGGAAAAUAAACUGAGAACCAUUCAGAAAAAAAGUUAUUACUUAAUAAAAACUGGUUAUUAUGGUUUUAAUUUUUUUUAUAACAGUGAUAAUUUUUCAUAAGUAGUUUUGUUGUCAUUUCUAAUCUAUACAUUAUAUCCAGGCUGCCUUGAAUUCACAAAUUCUGUAACCAUUUGCGAAAAAAACAACAAAAAACUUUGCAAGACAUUUAAUAAUUAUCAUUUAUGCAGAACUAUUUAAUGAUUCCAAAAAUGUAUUUGCAAUGAUGAAACAUUUUGUAUAUGUACAUUAUUUUAAACAUUACCAUGUUCAGCUUAUAUCUGAAGAAAAGAAAAAAAAACUUUAGAAUGUCACUUGUUGAUUUAUUAUGAAGGGUUAUCUUUCUGUAGUAGUCUAAAUAAUAUUAAUAAACAUUCUACCACAAUAGUGUAGAAUUGGGCUUGGAUUGGAUAGCUUGGCUGGCAUUGUAUAAAUAAUAAUAAUGAAGAGACUUCUGAAGACAUACUUUUAAUUUUAAUGGUUGUCUGAAUGUCAAAAAUGUUAAAAUAGUACUGUUUUGGCAGUUUACUUCCCUCUAAUCUCAUAAAGGUGUCUUGUUAAUCUUUAUAGUACACUUGUAGUAGGUCCUGCUAGCUAUCAAACAUACAUAUAUUAUGGUCUGUUAAUAACUUGUUACACAAUGUUAAUUUCUGAGACCCAUCUAAUCUGCAUUAAUAGAAAGAAUAACUGAUUUACAGCAUAGCCUGCUAUUUACGAUCUGUGAAAAACAAGAUAAUUCACUAACUGUCACAAUAAUUGGGUAAGAUUGGAUCAUAGUUUUGAUUAGUUUCUUACUCUAUUAACAGUUUAUGGUCUAUUUAACUAAACUGUAUACAUCUUGCAAUCUAACAUGAUAUUUCAUGAACAAAAUCGUUCUGGAUAUCUCACGUUUUUGCCAUUGUUUUUAUUUGAAUUUGUCAUUUUAGAGGAUUUCUCUUAUUUAAAAAAAAGAAAAACUAAAUAUAUUGUUGUUUAGUAAAAUUCUGAAUGCUUCUCAGAUUUAAAAAAAACAAAAAACAAAAACACUGCUUGAAGGAAUUUAAUUUUGCACUAUAAUUUUUGUGUUUGUUCUUUUUCUUUUUAAAAACUUUAUUUAUUUUUUUGGCCAGGUGUGUCGAACAAGUGCUUAUGGAGAGACCCUCAAUUAUAUUCUCUCAGGCCUUUUAUGGUAUUUCUACUAUAUCCCAGAAAUGCCCAAUUUAUAGCUCUCCUUUCAGAAUUUUAUUUUUUUUAAUUUAAUUUUAUUUGGUUGCUUUUUUUUUUUAAUUUUUUUUAAAAAUCUUUUUAUAUAUGAAUAUAUUAUUUUGUCAUUUUUUUGCUGUACAAAAGUCUUAAGAAUUAAACAAAUAUUAUUUGUAUUAUAUGAUGGUGGUAUGUUAAUGUUACAAAAUUAUUAAUGAAGAAAAAAAUUUAUUUUUGUUACUGGUCUGUUUCAUAAUUCUUUUUUAAAUUGGUAUAUUGUAAGAUAUCUAUGCAAAAAUGUUAUGUGACGCAUUUUUAUUUAAGAAUGUAAUAUGUGUAAUAAAAAGUAGAAUGUGUUUGGCCUGGAAA